Messenger RNA from Apodemus sylvaticus (European woodmouse), 6019 nucleotides. RefSeq names its product WRN RecQ like helicase (gene Wrn). Gene Ontology annotation, cellular component: chromosome; cytoplasm; nucleus. Gene Ontology annotation, biological process: DNA replication; double-strand break repair via homologous recombination; telomere maintenance. The transcript has 36 exons. The coding region runs from base 333 to 4601 and encodes 1422 amino acids. NCBI's taxonomy places the organism in Eukaryota, Metazoa, Chordata, Mammalia, Rodentia, Muridae. Gene Ontology annotation, molecular function: four-way junction helicase activity; 3'-5' exonuclease activity; ATP binding. The record is from RefSeq and is a predicted model, not a curated record.
CGGGCGGAGUGCAAGGAAGGGCAGUCUCCAGGCCAGAAAGUGCAUCUAGGCGCCAGUUGGUAUAAAGUUAGUAAAUGCGAGGCCUCACCCGAUGCCUGGGUCUUGGGCUUUGGUUCUCAGCCCUCCAUAAAUCAUCCUGCUGAAGGGGAAGACCCGUAGAUCUGGCUCUUCUCAGGUUUUGGAUACAUCUUCUGGACACAAAUGGAUAUCGGAGCCAGACUCCUUUCCGCUCUAACGUCUUGCUUCUGUACGUUACAAUCCUCAGUCCUCAUGCGGUCUUCAGUGAUGCCAGCUACUCUUUUUUGGGCACUUUAAAGACAAAUGAAAAUAAAAUGGAAGCCACUUCCCUGCAGCGGAAAUUUCCAGAAUGGAUGUCUAUGCAGAAUAAAAGAUGUGCUGCAGAAGGAAAGGCAUGCGUUGAGAAGAGUGCUCUUGAAGAUGGCCUCCCAUUCUUAGAGUUCACUGGUUCCAUUGUCUACAGUUAUGAAGCCAGUGACUGCUCUUUCCUGUCUGAAGACAUCAGCAUGCGUCUGUCUGAUGGAGAUGUGGUGGGAUUUGACAUGGAAUGGCCGCCCAUAUACAAGCCAGGGAAACGAAGCAGAGUUGCAGUGAUUCAGUUGUGUGUGUCUGAGAGCAAAUGUUACUUGUUUCACAUUUCUUCUAUGUCAGUUUUCCCCCAGGGGUUAAAAAUGUUACUAGAAAACAAAUCAAUUAAGAAGGCAGGUGUUGGAAUUGAAGGGGACCAGUGGAAACUUCUGCGCGAUUUUGACGUCAAGUUGGAGAGUUUUGUGGAGCUGACAGAUGUUGCCAAUGAAAAGUUGAAGUGCGCAGAGACCUGGAGCCUCAAUGGUCUGGUUAAACACGUCUUAGGAAAACAGCUUUUGAAAGACAAGUCCAUUCGCUGUAGCAAUUGGAGUAACUUCCCCCUCUCGGAUGACCAGAAACUGUAUGCAGCUACUGAUGCUUACGCUGGUUUUAUCAUCUAUCAAAAAUUAGAAACUUUGGGUGGUGCUGCGCAGGUGUUUGCUCUAAAUAAAGCAGAGGAAAACCUACCUAUGGAGAUGAAGAAACAGUUGAAUUCAAUCUCUGAAGAAAUGAGGGACCUAGCCAACCGUUUUCCUGUCACUUGCAGAAAUUCGGAAACUCUACAGAGGGUUCCUAUAAUAUUGAAGAGUAUUUCAGAAAAUCUAUGUUCAUUGAGAAAGGUGAUCUGUAGUCCUACAAACACUGAGACUAUACCAAAGCCGGGCAGUAGUUUUAAUUUACUGUCAUCAGAGGAUUCAGCUGCUGUUGGAGAAAAAGAGAAACAGAUUGGAGAACAUAGUACUUUUCCUAAAAUUAAAGAAGAAGCAUGGGACCCAGAACUUGACAAUCUAGUGAAGCAUGAGGAGGCUGAUGUAUUUAGAAAUCAAGUGAAGCUAGAAAAAGGUGAAUCUGAAGAUGAAAUAGAAGACAAUCUGUUGAGAGAAGACAUGGAAAGAACUUGUUUGAUGCCCAGUAUUUCAGAAUGCAAACUCCAAGAUUUGGAACAGCAAGCUGAAGAAAAAUAUAAUGAUGUUUCUCAUCAAUUUUCUGAGCAUUUAUCUCCCAAUGAUGAUGAAAAUGAUUCGUCUUAUGUAAUUGAAAGUGAUGAAGAUUUAGAAAUGGAGAUGCUGAAGUCUUUAGAAAACCUAAAUAGUGACGUGAUGGAACCCACUCACUCUAAAUGGUUGGAAAUGGGAAACAAUGGGAGUCUUCCUCCUAAGGAGGAAAAUGGAGCUGGAAAUGAAGCCAUUGGAGAGGAGAAAGAAGAUGACCAUUUAUUGCCGGAACCCAAUGCAAAACAAAUUAAUUGCCUCAAGACCUAUUUCGGACACUGCAGCUUUAAACCGGUUCAGUGGAAAGUCAUCCAUUCUGUAUUAGAAGAAAGAAGAGAUAAUGUUGUUGUCAUGGCAACUGGAUAUGGGAAGAGUCUGUGCUUCCAGUAUCCACCUGUUUAUACAGGCAAGAUUGGCAUUGUGAUUUCACCUCUAAUUUCCUUAAUGGAAGACCAGGUCCUUCAGCUUGAAAUGUCCAAUGUUCCAGCCUGUUUACUUGGGUCUGCACAAUCAAAAAAUAUUCUAGGAGAUAUCAAAUUAGGCAAAUAUAGGAUCAUCUAUAUAACUCCAGAGUUCUGUUCUGGUAACUUGGACCUACUUCAGCAACUUGACUCUAAUAUUGGAAUCACACUUGUGGCUGUGGAUGAGGCUCACUGCAUUUCUGAGUGGGGUCAUGAUUUUAGAAGUUCAUUCAGGACGCUGGGCUCUCUGAAGACAGCACUUCCAUUGGUUCCAGUCAUUGCACUCUCUGCUACUGCAAGCUCUUCGAUCCAGGAAGACAUUAUACGUUGCUUAAAUUUGAAAGACCCUCAGAUCACCUGCACUGGAUUUGAUCGACCAAAUCUGUACUUAGAAGUUGGACGGAAAACAGGCAAUAUCCUUCAGGAUCUAAAGCCAUUUCUCAUCCGAAAGACAAGUUCUGUCUGGGAAUUUGAAGGUCCAACCAUCAUCUAUUGUCCUUCGAGAAAAAUGACAGAACAGGUUACUGCUGAACUUGAGAAACUGAACUUAACCUGUAAAGCAUACCACGCCGGCAUGAAAAUUAGCGAAAGGAAGGACAUUCACCAUCGGUUCCUGAGAGAUGAAAUCCAGUGUGUUGUAGCUACUGUAGCUUUUGGGAUGGGCAUUAAUAAAGCUGACAUUCGCAAAGUUAUUCACUAUGGUGCACCUAAGGAAAUGGAAUCCUACUACCAGGAAAUUGGUAGAGCUGGCCGUGAUGGACUUCAGAGUUCCUGUCACUUGCUCUGGGCUCCAGCAGACUUUAACACAACCAGGUUGACGAGUAUGCUAGGCACUGGUAGCUGCAAGAGUAGGAUUAGAAAUCACCUUAUUGAGAUUCACAAUGAAAAGUUCCGGUUGUAUAAAUUAAAGAUGAUGGUAAAGAUGGAAAAAUACCUUCAUUCCAGCCAGUGUAGGCGACAAAUCAUCUUGUCCCAUUUUGAGGACAAACAACUCAAGAAGGCCUCCUUGGGCAUUAUGGGCACUGAAAAAUGCUGUGAUAAUUGCAGACCCAGACUGAAUCAUUGCUUUCCUGUUAACAACUCUGAGGAGACAUCCCAAGACUUUGGGCCACAAGCAUUCCAGCUACUGUCUGCUGUGGACGUCCUGCAGGAGAAGUUUGGAAUUGGGAUUCCGAUUUUAUUUCUCCGAGGAUCUGUAAGUGUAUCUGUAAUAGCUCCUAAUUCUCAGCGUCUUCCUGAUAAAUAUCGGGGUCACCGGCUUUUUGGUGCUGGAAAGGAGCAAACAGAGAGUUGGUGGAAGGCCCUUUCUUACCAUCUCAUAGCCGAAGGAUUCUUGGUAGAAGUUCCCAGACAAAGCAAAUUUAUAAAGACUUGUUCCCUCACAGAAAAGGGUAGAAAGUGGCUUGGUGAGGCCGGUUCGCAGUCUCCUCCAAGCCUUAUCCUUCAAGUUAAUGAAGAGAUGUUUCCAAAGAAGGUUCUGCUACCAAGUUCUAAUCCCGUAUCUUCAGAAACGACACAACAUUCCUCUAAUCAAAAACCGACUGGAUUAACUGCCGAGCAGUCUAAUUUGGAGAGAACGUAUUCUUACAAAGUGCCGGAGAAAUUUUCUUUUGGGACUAACAUGCCUAAAAAAAGUGUCACGAUGCAGGCCCCAGGGACAUCUUCCAGCUGCUUUGAACCUGCCAUCUCGGCCCAGGAGCUGGGAUCUCGGACUGUGUUAUAUACCAUGUUGGUGGAAGCAAGACAGAGACACGCUAAUAAAAUGGAUGUACCUCCAGCUGUUCUAGCAACAAACAAGGUUCUGCUGGAUAUGGCCAAAAGGAGACCGACUACUGUUGACAACGUGAAACAGAUUGAUGGUGUCUCUGAAGGCAAAGCUACUCUGUUGGCUCCUCUGUUGGAAGUCAUCAAACAUUUCUGUCAAGUAAAUAGUGUUCAGACAGACCUCUUUUCCAGUACCAAACCUCAUGAGGAACAGGAGGAGAGUCAGGAGAUGGAAAAGAAAGACCCCUCACUCCCCCAGUCUGCGGCCGUCACAUACACUCUAUUCCAGGAAAAGAAAAUGUCCUUACCCAGCAUAGCUGAGAAUAGACUUCUGCCUCUCACGGCAGUCGGCAUGCACUUGGCCCAGGCGGUGAAGGCCGGCUAUCCCCUGGAUAUGGAGCGAGCUGGGCUGACCCCAGAGGCUCAGAAGAUUAUUACGGAUGUUAUCCGAAACCCUCCUGUCAACUCAGAUAUGUAUAAAGUUAAGCUCAUCAGAAUGUUAGUUCCUGAAAACAUCGACACAUACCUCAUCCACAUGGUGAUUGAGAUCCUUGAGAGCGACUCCGCCAGCAGAGCCCAGCCUUCUUGUGAUUCCAGCAGGAAGAGGUGUUUCCCCAGCCCUGCAGAGAGUUGUGGGAGCUGUAAGAAGAGCAAGGGGAUGGUCACCGAGACCAAGGAAUCAUCUGAAAUUCCUAUAAAGAGAAAAUUACCCGACUGGUUUGCCAAAGGCAAUGUGCCCUCAGCUGGCCCUGACAGCUCAUCAGUGGCCAAGACAAAGAAGAAAGGUCUCUUCAGUUAAGACGACAGCUACGGAACAACCUGUGGGUCCCCAUCUUCACUCCUAUAAAGAAUGGAAGUAAAACUCACCUAAAUGUUGAGCCGCUGGCAUCUUUAAUCACCCAUCCCAGUUGAGAUAAAGUAACUCAACUAAGACCCUGGGCGCAGCAUCGAGUGUGACGUUUCCUUUCCCAGCCUCCGGAACCCUUGCCACUGUCCUGUUGCAGUCUCUCUCGUCUUGCAGCCAUGUAUGUGGGGAAUAGAGGAUGCGUCACUUUGACACGGAUAACAGAUUAGUAGUUGCAUAGUUCCAGAAAUGAAGAAGUCUUAAGUUGACAAGAUGGUGUCCUGUGAAUUUAAGACAACAGAUUCAUUUUACAGAUGGUCCUUGCUUUCUUAUGCAGAUGCCCGUAGGUACAUCGGCUGGCAGUGUCACUGCAGCAGCCCAGCAAGUGACACAUCAGCUUCCAUUUAAAUAGGGGAAGUGUUGAAAGAAUCCUAGUUACAGAGACAACUAAAUGCUAUGCAUUUUCUACAGAAUUUUUAUUUCUCAAGUAAAAGUGUUCUUUGUACUGAAUAUUAAAUAUACUAAAUUUUCACUUAUUUAAUUAUUGUUUGUGCCUUCUAUAUUUGAGGAUGCCAAAUUUUAAUGUCUUAUGUUUCACAAAGAAUUAAAAAACUGAAAACUCAACUCUAUUCUUGGUAAACUAUUGUUAUAUAAAUUCAAGCAGUUUACCAUAUAGCAUAUAAAUACAUUUUUAGCCUUGGAUUGACUUUUUUUGUAAAUAAGCGUGGAUUGUUAUUAAUACAGAGAAAAAUAUGCCUAAAUUCAGAGUAGUUUAAAAAAAGUCACUUGGGAUUUCAUUAGGAAAGGAUCCAAGCCAUUUUUUGUAAUCUGCCAGGCUUCCUCGUAUUCAGUUUCUUAAUCUGAAUCUUGUUGUAAGACAUUUAAACUAUACGUAAAACAUAAAACUUUCUCAUUUUUCUGCCAUGUAUUACCAGAAGGUAGCUUUAUGUAUGUCACACAUAAUCUCCAGUUGCUCCUCUUUCUCUGUGCCUUAAAAUGUGUUUGUACAUUUUUACCUGUUUACGCUUGGCCACCAUGCUUACCGUGCCCGAGGUCCCUGCUGGCUGCAGUGCUCAUCUGCAGGAAACAGCUGCUCAAUUAUUUGAGUUAUGAGUUGAAUUGGAUGUUGUUUUUCCUUCAUGGAAUUGACAAACAAAACUUGGUGGUAAAAAUUCUGCUUGGUGUUUUAGACUUGGUUAUUUGCAGACAUUUUCUCACGGUCCAAUGAAGUUGGCCUGUUUCUUUAAGGAAAAUUUCUAGUAAAACUUACAAUUCUGGUGAACAUGCAUCCUUCAGUGGGAACCUGGGCAGCUUUCCUUGAUCUGAGGACUUUUCUAAGGAGAUGAAUUAAAUAAACACAUUAUUUUUGUUUA